Molecule: messenger RNA, 2000 nt
Organism: Vicugna pacos (alpaca)
Lineage: Eukaryota; Metazoa; Chordata; Mammalia; Artiodactyla; Camelidae
Source: RefSeq, a predicted model, not a curated record
UAUUUUACAGUUGGGAUGUCAAUCUACAAAUUUGGAAAAGACAAAGAAUCUUCUGAUAAGAAGGACGGGGCGAUUGAGAUAGCGAUUGAGGCACCAGAAGGUGUUCCUGAGACUACCGUAAUGGCCCCAGAGGAACUGACGGAUCAUAACACAUUGACGUUUGUUGACGGAGCCCACGAAACUGACGUGUGCGAUGGCAUAUCAGCUUUCAACUUAGGAAUAGAGGAAGAUGCAGAAUCCUCUGCUCAUUUGGAGAGUAUCUCUGAGAGUCGACCACAGAAGUGUGUGGAUAAUUCAUCUGGAGCUGCAGGUCAAACAGGAAGAAAUACAUUAAGUGAACAAAUAGAAGGUGUGUCUUAUAUAUCAUCUUGCACUAAUGGAUCAAGAAACUUUGAGAUGACGUGCGAGACCACGUCCACCCCAACAGCACGGGCCCCUCAUUGCUCCACCAUCGCCACCGGGCUGCACCACCACCAGUUCGCCGUGGGUAAUGACAUUGCUGCGCUUGUGGUCGACAGUGGCUCCGGCAUGUGCAAAGCCGGCUUUGCAGGCAAUGAUGCCCCCCGGGCCAUCUUCCCCUCCAUCUUGGGAUGCCCCCGGUACCAGGGCGUCAUGGUGGGCAUGGGCCAGAAAGACUCCUAUGUGGGUGAUGAGGCCCAGAGCAAGAGAGGCAUCCUGACCCUCAAGUACCCCAUUGAGCAUGGCAUCGUCACCAACUGGGAUGACAUGGAGAAGAUCUGGCACCACACCUUCUAUAAUGAGCUGCGUGUGGCCCCCGAGGAGCACCCCAUGCUACUGACUGAGGCCCCCCUGAACCCCAAGGUGAACCGUGAGAAGAUGACCCAGAUCAUGUUUGAGGCCUUCAACACCCCAGCCGUGUACGUGGCCAUCCAGGCCGUGCUGUCCCUGUACACCUCUGGCUGCACCACUGGCAUCGUGGUGGACUCUGGUGAUGGGGUCACUCACACUGUGCCCACCUAUGAAGGGUAUGCCCUCCCCCACACCAUCCUGCGUCUGGACCUGGCUGGCCAGAACCUGACGGAUUACCUCAUGAAGAUCCUCACGGAGCGUGGCUACAGCUUCACCACCACGGCCGAGCGGGAGAUCGUGCGUGACAUCAAGGAGAAGCUCUGCUACGUCGCCCUGGACUUGAAGCAGGAGAUGGCCACCGCCGCCUCCAGCUCCUGCCUGGAGAAGAGCUACGAGCUGCCCUAUGGUCAGGUCAUCACUGUCGGCAGCGAGCGCUUCCACUGCCCCAAGGCUCUCUUCCAGCCCGCCUUCCUGGGCCUGGAAGCCUGUGGCAUCCACGAGACUACUUUCAAGUCCACUAUGAAGUGUGAUGUGGACAUCCGCAAGGACCUGUACGCCAACACGGUGCUGUCCGGUGGGACCACCAUGUACCCUGGCAUCACCAGCAGGAUGCAGAAGGAGCUCACCACCCUGGCCCCCAGCACGGUGAAGGUCAAGAUCAUCACACCCCCCGAGCGCAAGUACUCCGUGUGGAUGGGCGGCUCCAUCCUGGCCUCGCUGCCCACCUUCCAGCAGAUGUGGAUCAGCAAGCAGGACUACAAUGAGUCCGGCCCCUCCAUCGUCCACCGCAAGUGCUUCUAGGCGGACUGAGUUACCGUCCAUCGUUGUUGUGACAAAACCUAACUUUGGUGGAAAAGGAGAUGAGUGGCAUAGCUUUAUUUUGUUUUGUUUUCUUAUUUCCUUAAAAAAAAUUUUUUUUUGGUACUUGACUCAAGAUUUAAAAACAGUGAAGGUGACAGCAGGCAGUUGGAUCAAGCAUCUCCAAAGUUCUACCUUGUGACCAAGGACUUUGCACAUUUUUUAAAAUAGUCACCCCAAAUAUCCUGAGAUGCAUCGUUACAGGAAGUCCCCUGCCUUCCCAAAACUACCCAGCUUCUCUAAGGAAGUCCUUGCGGAAGUCCACACGGGAGGGUGAUGGCAUUGCUUUUGUGUAAGUGAUGUUCUGCAAAUAAAAAAAAACUGUACCUUAA